AAAACACGCGCAAAAAAUUAAUUGAUCAUCUGAAACAGUCGCUGCUUUGAUUGUCAGUCGCUGCUCAAACACACCUGCUAUGUUAAAAUUCCGAUUUUUAAAUGUAAAUACAAAAAUAUCUGUCAAUAAAAUUUUCACCGGUGAAAAAUGAUAGUAUACCAACUCUUCUUGAAACGAUUACCGAUAUUGAACUAAAUCAAGAUGGCGUGUGGACACAGGAAACAAAAGAAGGCUGUUAACAGAAAAUACAAAAAGUUGAACUAUCAAGUAUGCUGUGUUUUUUCAACAAUCAUCCAAUCAUCAGAAAAGUGUAAGUCGAAAUUAUCAUGGCACGAACCAACCAAACUCCCCAAGAUCUACCAGUUCACAAGAAGCCGGAAGAUUAUAGCUACCACGUACGGGAUGGAUUGUUUAAAAUGUUAGACUCGGAAAAUCACGGAUAUAUCGAUAAUUCAAAGCUUUUAAACAUGUUUGAUUCGCUUGGAUACAAACUCAGCGGGGAUGAAUUGAGCAGCAUCAUAGCACACGUUGACAAAAUGAACAAAAAUAUCAACUUCGAGAGAUUCAGUCGAAUAGCGCUGUUCUUCUGUGGGCGAGAGGGUCUGGAUGAAGCUUACCGAUUCUUUGAGACCCGAGGUGACUUGCCGCAAAUUGACUUCCCAGAACUCUUUGCCAAUGUCGGCAAUAUCACCAAGAGGAAUGCACAUCGUGUCCUGACCGCGGUGCAGGCGGAGGUUGCACAAAUGGCGUACCGAACGGUCACGAUCCCAAUUCCAAUUUCGAUUAAGAUUCCCAUUGCGCCUAUUGUCGUCUCGGAAGACAGCGAUAGUGAUGUUGAAAUAGUGAAUGACUCUUAGCUAUUGCUAUUUAAAGCAAAUAAACCACUGAUUUUUA
Messenger RNA from Dalotia coriaria, 894 nucleotides. RefSeq lists its product as uncharacterized. Lineage: Eukaryota; Metazoa; Arthropoda; Insecta; Coleoptera; Staphylinidae. The transcript has 3 exons. The coding region runs from base 327 to 857 and encodes 176 amino acids. The record is from RefSeq and is a predicted model, not a curated record.